This is a messenger RNA of Phyllotreta striolata, 1895 nucleotides long. The record is from the annotation of a GenBank genome assembly. NCBI's taxonomy places the organism in Eukaryota, Metazoa, Arthropoda, Insecta, Coleoptera, Chrysomelidae.
GAAUUUUUUUGACAAGUUUGACAGAACUCGAACGUCAAAAUUGACAGCUCAUUCAAGAUCAAAAUAGUUAUUAUGACAAAAUAUUAUCAAUCAUCAAAAUUUUUCUGUUUAAUAAUGAAGGGGAAUUUUCGUUUCGUACGGGUUUGUUGUUAACUAAUAUAAAUGGCCGAUAUAAAUUGGUACCAAACGAAUGGAAAAUACUCGGACGGAUCUUCCGCUAAGAACGAAAAGACAAUUUCCUUAUACUCAUUGGCCGACGUUCAACUGCGAUUUCUAUGCCCCGACGAUUUGGAAGAAGUCAGGGCUUUGUGCCAAGAAUGGUUUCCCAUCGAGUAUCCCUUUUAUUGGUACGAACAAAUCACCUCCAGUAACGGAAAGUUCUAUUCAUUGGCUGCCGUGUAUAAGCAACAAAUCAUCGGCUUGAUUGUGGCCAAAAUUAAGCCGUACGUACAUUUAAACGAAGAAGACAGGGGAAUUCUGGCUAAAUCGCUCUCCGAUUGCGAUGUAGCUUAUAUUCUGUCGUUGGGAGUUCUCAAAGAAUACCGUCGAAAUGGCAUAGCCUCGUUACUGCUGGAUUCCCUUUUGAAUCACCUCGUUACGCCCGAACGGAGGAAAGUCAAGGCGGUUUUUUUACAUGUACUAACAACGAAUUCGGCUGCCAUUAUGUUCUACGAACAAAAAAAAUUUAGAUUACACUUCUUUUUACCGUAUUACUAUUCUAUAAAAGGCAAGUGCAAAGAUGGAUUUAUGUAUGUUUUGUAUAUAAACGGAGGACAUCCACCGUGGACAAUAUACGAUUACAUAAAAUUUGUAUGUAGCAAAAUGGUGAAUGGUGUGGGAAUAUUUCCUUGGAUGGUCUACCAGUUGAACAGGGCCCUGCACUGGGUUUGGAAGGAACAGAAACGCGAUGAACACAAUAAUCACUAAAAAUAAACGAAACUAUAAACUAGUCUUUGAAUUUAAGAAAGUACUCGAUAAACAAAUUACUUGUUGAACGGUUUUUUUUUUGUAUGAGAUAUUUAUAUAAAGUUAGAUUUAUAUUUUCGUUAUUUAAUUUUAGGUAUCGUCAUUUUUUUAGUUCCAAUAUAAUAUGGCGAAAUAAAUCAGUAUUAACUGUAUAGAGUCGAUUUAUUGGAAUUUUUGUCUAUUUCGACAUAGAUUUGUAGUUUUAAAGGUGCGAGUUGUUCCAUGUUUCUUUUACAUCUGCAGCCGAUAUUUUACAUUUUUAAUGAGUAAUUGAUCAAUUCAAACGUAAUCUUUAUACAGACAUAUUGGCUCAGAUGCUUUACUUUUUGUACCUGUUUUAUACCUUAUUUAUUUAACCAAAGUACUAAAAACUAUUACUUUAUAAGCUGUUAAUUGUUCAUUAAGGAACGGCCUGCACCCCAUUUUUUACGUAUUAAUUGUAUAUAAAAUUUAAUUAGUUUUUUUCGUAUGAACAAGUUUAUGCUCACCGAUAAUUUAUACACCAAAGUCGCUAUUUAAGUACGUGUAGAUUUAAUUAGAAGAAUACACACACAUUAGCUGUAGGAAGAUUCUGACGAAAUCAUUGCAUGAUUCAUGCUGUAAUUGGAUUUUUUUCUAGAUCGACAUCGAAAAUGAAGCGAAAAUAAAAAAGUUAUUUCACCGAUUUAUACCUCAUUGUAAAAGCUGAAUAUUGUUGGCUUGAAAUGUUUUAAGUGACCUUUUUCUAAGCCGUUUUAUAACUGGAUAAUCCACAUUUCUGGAUAGGUCAAUCUGGAACGAGUGAAUUGUUCCUGUGUUUAGUACAAAUUUAAUAGAGAUUUUUCGAUUUUUGCCUCUCUAAUAGAAAAAAAAAACACGGAAAAUCGCAAUCUGGAUUGAUUAUAAUUGGUACUCUUUACAAUUAUUGUAAAUAAAAUUUUUAUAUACGA